Molecule: messenger RNA, 4354 nt
Organism: Hyposmocoma kahamanoa
Lineage: Eukaryota; Metazoa; Arthropoda; Insecta; Lepidoptera; Cosmopterigidae
Gene: CalpA
Product: calpain-A
Exons: 19
Coding region: 16-2811 (931 amino acids)
Biological process (GO): proteolysis
Cellular component (GO): cytoplasm
Molecular function (GO): calcium-dependent cysteine-type endopeptidase activity; calcium ion binding
Source: RefSeq, a predicted model, not a curated record
UGCAGUUACUGUACAAUGGAAGUGAAAGAGGAGUUUGUGAAGUUUACAAAAGAAGAUAUCGGAUCAUAUUUAAAAAAUUAUCACGCAGCUGUCUCUGCCGCAGAAAAAUGGAAGAAUAAAAGAGUAUCUUUUGUCUCCCCAAAAUCAGAACGAAUCACAAAGAAGCACGCAAAAGAAGUUCAGCAAAAUCAAAGUCAAAAAGAAAACAUAUUAUCCAAUAUAUUGGAUUAUUUUAAAGAUGUCAAAGUUUCAGACUUUAAAUACGAAGAUAAUGAUAUAGGAAAACGAGAAAAACCUUGUCCUUACCAACCCUACUGGGCAACUAGAAUCAUACAUCACAAAGAUGAAGAUAAAGAAAUUGGAAGAACUAAUUCAUUGGAAAGAAAUAUUAUUUCAGAAACGCCCUUUAAGUGUCCUAACCUGACAUUAAACGCAAAUAAAAGAGACGAGAUUUUAUGCGACUAUCAUAGAGAGAAUCAGUUAAAGUUGCCUCCAAGUUACCAUGGAAGUAAAAUGCUUAUGCCGAAUGGUGAUCAGUUAUUCUGGCUCGGAGAAACCCGCACAACAUCUUACGGCCCAGCGACGUACCAAGAUUUCAAAGAGAUUCGCUCACGUUGUCUCGCAGACAGAACGCUCUUCGAAGACCCUGAGUUCCCGCCCGUUGAUAGAAGUUUAUACUACAAGGAGCGUCUUGACCGUCCCAUUACUUGGCUGCGGCCUCAUGAAAUAUGCGACGAGCCGCAGUUGUUCGUGGAGGGGUACAGCCGUUUCGACGUGCAACAGGGCGAGCUGGGAGACUGCUGGCUGCUUGCCGCUGUUGCCAACUUGACACUGUACAGGAAAUUGUUCUUCCAAGUGGUGCCGGAUGACCAGAGCUUCGAUGAAGACUACGCCGGUGUCUUCCAUUUCCGCUUCUGGCAGUACGGACGUUGGGUGGACGUAGUGAUCGAUGAUCGUCUCCCAACGUACCGUGGCAAGCUGGUCUUCCUCCACUCCUCGGAGAACAACGAGUUCUGGAGCGCGCUACUCGAGAAAGCUUAUGCCAAGCUCCACGGCUCUUAUGAAGCUCUCAAAGGUGGUUCAACUUGUGAAGCUAUGGAAGACUUUACUGGUGGCGUAACCGAGAUGUACGACAUCACUGAGCUGCCCCCAGACUUUUUCACUAUCCUGUUGAAGGCGUACGAACGAAAUUCUCUCAUGGGAUGCAGCAUUGAGCCCGACCCGCACAUCCUGGAGGCGGAGACGCCCGUGGGGCUGAUCCGCGGCCACGCGUACUCCAUCACGCGCGUCAAGUACGUGGACAUCGAGACGCCGGGGCGCAGCGGCAAGAUCCCGCUGCUGCGCAUGCGCAACCCCUGGGGCAACGAGGCCGAGUGGAACGGGCCCUGGAGCGACAAGUCCCCCGAGUGGCGAUUCAUCCCACAGUCUGAAAAGGAAGAGAUGGGCCUCACUUUUGAUGACGACGGCGAGUUUUGGAUGUCAUACAAAGAUUUCAUAACCCAUUUCUCGAGAGUGGAGAUCUGCAAUUUGAAUCCCGACACAUUGGACCCUUCGGAGUGUCCGGAAGGAUGCAACAAGAAGUGGGAGAUGUCCGUCUUUGAAGGCGAAUGGGUCAGAGGCGUGACAGCGGGCGGCUGCAGGAACUACCUGGAGUCAUUUUGGCGCAACCCACAAUACACUGUCACGUUACGAGACGUUGAUGAAGACGACGACGACAACAAGUGCACUAUCAUCGUAGCUCUCAUGCAAAAGAAUCGUCGUUCGCAACGUCACCAGGGCUUGGAGUGCCUCACGAUCGGCUUUGCUGUAUACCGCCUGCCCGACUACGGCCAUGUACCAAAACCGCUGGACGUCAACUUCUUCAAGUACAACGCGUCUGUUGGACGAUCUAACGCGUUUAUUAACUUGCGAGAAGUCAGCGCUAGAUUCAAGUUCGAUCGUGGCACAUACGUGAUCGUACCUUCAACAUUUGAGCCAGAUGAGGAAGGAGAAUUCUUACUCCGUGUCUUCUCAGAGAAAAGCAAUAACAUGGCUGAAAACGACGAAGACGUUGGUAUGGGCCAAGUAGACGAUAGGGUGAAAGAUAUAGCGCCCAAUCCGGAACCUGCCGACCCGGUUCGUGAAUUCUUCAACCGCCUCGCAGGCUCUGACGGAGAAGUUGACUGGCUGGAACUCAAGGAAAUCCUCGACUACGCCAUGAGAGAGGAAAUGGCAAUGCGACACGGCGGAGCGUAUGAUGGCGGAGGUGGGGGCGGGGGUCUACAGGGUGCCCCACAGGAGCAGAGCUGCCUCGAACAGCUGCUGUGCGCUUUGUGUGGACCAAUAUGCAAGGAAGUCGGCAUCGAUUUGCAACAAGUCACUCAACAACAGGACCAAGUACACUUGAACCAGCCACAACCACAAGAAUUAAAAGGGCAAGGAUUCUCCAAAGACGUAUGCCGAAGCAUGAUCGCCAUGUUGGAUAAGGAUAAUUCUGGUGGCCUUGGCUUCGAAGAAUUUAAGUCACUUUGGGUUGAUCUACGUAACUGGAGAGUCGUGUUCAGACUGUACGACACCGAAGGUCGUGGCGCAAUCCCAGCGCACAAUCUACGCGACGCGCUUCACUCUGCAGGGUACACUGUCAAUGCUCACACUCUUAACGUUUUGGCUCACAGAUACGGUUCCAGUGACGGUUACAUCGCUUUCGACGACUUCAUAAUGUGCGCAGUCCGACUCAAGUCUAUGAUUGAAACCUUCAAAGGGCGGUCUUCCGGAGGGGAUUACGCCACUUUCUCCCUUGACGAAUGGUUGAAUCGCACAGUCUACUCAUAGUGAUGUAAUUAUAAUCUUAAAAAGGUGGGACAAUCACACUGUUACACAGCAACAGUUGCUACAAGUAACAUUUAAAUUUGAAAUAUUCACGAUCACGUAUUAGGUUCCUGUGUUUGAACUGCAAUUAAAUAAGUAUAUCAACUCAUUGAAUACAAAAAUCUUAUUAUGUAUUUACUACAACCAUGCUAAAAUUGCUCGAUGUAUUCUAAAUCUUACUAAAAACAAUCGCCAUUUUUCAUUCAUACUGGUGUAAGGGAAAAUUAAUACCUCUCGACACCUAAUACUCAACACUCUGGUUGCUUAGUAAUGCAAUCUUCUUUCUAGUUCUGUUUUCUAGAUGAAAUAUUAUAUUGUCUUGAUGUCCCAUCUAAAGAGUAUCUACAAUAUGUAUCUUGCUUAAAAGAAACUAUUUACUCACUUUCAGGAACCUAGUACCAAAUAACUGUUACUGAAGCAACAUUAUCCUGCCUCUAUGAAAUGCCUUAUUAAUAUUUAUAAGGCCUAAUGCCAUAAUUUAAGGCCUAUGGUACACAUUUUUGUAACGCACAUUGUCGACUAGCCAAAAAUGUAUAAAUAAAAUUUAUGCUUUGUAUGGUCAUUAUGAUAAUAAAAUAUGUUAUUGGAAUAUUGUUUUGGUUGGGUGAAUUUUUUUGUUCUAAUUUGAAUUUCAUUUCACACUAUAUAACCUGAUAGUUGUACUAUUAGAAGUACAUAUACACACCAAUUAUGUUUUAUUCCUAAAUUUGAUUUACCCAGAAUCAAACCUGAGACCUCACUCACUAUUUAACUGAACCAUUGUGUGAACUUGUUAUUAAUAACACAUUUUAUUUGUUUUAUAUUGAUUUAUGUUGUUAAUGAAAUGAUUAAAAAAUUCACUCAAGUAUAAACAUGUAUUGUCUAAAACUUAAAUUAUAUGAGUCACAAAAAAAAAAUUGUAAUAAUAAUUACUUAUCUCAAAUUCAUUUAUCUGUGUUGUGACUUUAAUUAUUUUUCUAAUCAAUGAAUACGGGUAUAAUCAUUAUUUUCAUUAUUAUUAAUUGACUAACUCGUAUUUUAAAAUUUGAAUUUCUUGUUGUUGUGAUUUGUAUUAAAUCUAUGUACUGUCUACAUUUUUUGCUAUAAUUUUUACGACUAUUAUGCCUUAAAUCAACAAAGUACAAUAUGUAAUAGUAUAAAAGAGCAGUAUUUUUUAUUCCACCGAGUUUCCAUUCCAAACGUUAUAAUAAUGUGGACAUUAUUAAUAUCAGUCUUACUCAUAAUCCUAUAAUAUGUCAAUAGCCAUAAUUCUUAAUCUGCCAAUGGUUAGAAUCCGUUGACAUUUGUCCAAAUUUUAUGAACAGGUUUACAUAAUUUCAUUAUCUUACGAUUAUUUUCAUCGUCUAAUUGUUUAGUUCUGUGCGAUUUUUAACUCUAUUUCAAAGGCGCUUCGAUAUUUUUCUCAAUGUGUAUUUAUUUAAGGUUAAUAUCAUUCAAAAAUUCCAAUAUCUGUUGCAUUGAAAUGCAUUUUAUUGCAAUUAUUUAUUUUUGGUUUUUUUUAUAUCCC